This is a messenger RNA of Mizuhopecten yessoensis (Yesso scallop), 2520 nucleotides long. RefSeq names its product protein DJ-1-like. The record is from RefSeq and is a predicted model, not a curated record. Gene Ontology annotation, biological process: guanine deglycation, glyoxal removal; protein deglycation, glyoxal removal. Gene Ontology annotation, cellular component: cytosol; nucleus. NCBI's taxonomy places the organism in Eukaryota, Metazoa, Mollusca, Bivalvia, Pectinida, Pectinidae. The transcript has 5 exons. Bases 99 to 662 code for a protein of 187 amino acids. Gene Ontology annotation, molecular function: protein deglycase activity.
CAAGCUUUACAGAGACCAAGAUCACUAAUUGGGGCACCUUGGCAUCGUCUGCAAAGUUUUACUAAGAAAUUUAGCUUUGAACUGUUGAAAGUAGAACAAUGGUGAAUGCAUUGGUGCUACUAGCUGAGGGUGCGGAGGAAAUGGAAACUGUCAUAACCGUUGAUGUGUUGAGAAGAGGCGGGAUAGAAGUGACACUAGCGGGACUAGCUGGAAGCGAUGCUGUACUUUGUUCUAGAAAUGUCAAGCUUGUCCCAGACAUGAGCUUGGAAGAAGCCAAGAAGUCUGCACCCUAUGAUGUGGUUGUCUGUCCUGGAGGAGGAGGUGGGGCAACGAAACUGGCUGAAUCAGCUGAAGUUAAGAAGAUUCUUCAGGAUCAGGAAAACGCGGACAGAUACAUUGCUGCUGUCUGUGCAGGACCAACAGUUCUCUUGAAACAUGAAGUUUGUAAAGGAAAAAAACUCACUUCCCAUCCUGGAGUCAAGGACCAGUUGACAGCUUCUGGUAAAUACAUCUAUGUAGAGGAACGAGUGGUACAGGAUGGGAAGCUUAUCACCAGCAGAGGCCCCGGAACCUGUUUUGAAUUUGCACUGAAAAUUGUUGAAAACUUGAAAGGAAAGGAACAGGCAGACUCUUUGAUACCCCCCAUGUUGGUGAAGAUGUAAUUUUUCUCUGACAGCCUACAACUAUACAAAAGUUUAUAACAAAUUUAAGGGAGAUAAAUCUUGCCAAACAUGUUUUUCCAUUUAUGCCGACAGGAUCGAUGGCUGGACCAUAAUUUUAAAGGAAAAGUCAGACUCCAUCUUUGUGAUCGAAUGAUCCUUGCAGGAGUGUUUUAGCUUAAGAUGUAAAGAUUUACAUGGAUGUAUUUUAAUUUACUCUUUGAAAAGUUGUUCAAGUUGGACACUCUUUAUUUUGGUUGUAUUUGCCAUUACCUUGGUAUAUCUGUCAUACAGCAUGUAUGAAAAUUAUCAUUGUUUCCUUCUGUGGAGUUCAUGCCCCAAUAAGUUUAAGUUUGUGCUGCUGCAAACGCAAUUCUUUAAAAUCUAUACAAAGCUAACAUUUUAAUUUGUAUUAAUUAAAAAAAUAAAAAUCAGUGGGUUUGGUUUUUUGGGGCGACUUUUGGGAAUAAUGGGCCCCAUUCUCAAUUAAAACUGUUUUAUACUUAUGUCCUAUUCCCAAAAUUUGCAGUUUACUCCUGAAAGUUACCUUCCCAAUUGGUAUACAUGUGUUUUCUUCCUAAAAUGAGGCUAAAAGGUCCCAUCCCAAACUAACGAAUAAAAACACUGCAAAUACAAAUUUUAAGUUAUGUAUAAUUUGCAUUGAGACAACAAAUGUCUGUUUUGAUUGGAUUUCAGUCUACCGUAUCUUGUUAAAAACAUGUAAUACAAAGACUUGAGUGUUCUUGUACAACAAUCAAGCACCACUUUGAAACCACAUUCUGAAGAGAUCGCUCUGUAAUUAGGAUCCUGUAAAAACAGUUUCAUCAAAUAAUGUCUACCAAUUCAGCAUCUACUGUCAGAUAAUAAAAUCUUGUGUAAUCCUAUUUUUAUACAUUUAGCUCUGGCAUACUGUAGAAGCUUAUAAUAAUUUAUUCUGUAUGUUCAGAGUGGUUGUCUCCCUUCAGUUGCAUUAAUAUUUUUGUCAGGAAUGUUGAUUUUUGGAUUGUCAGGUUUAAUAACACAUUAUGUUCCAGUCAAAACUUUGUUUUGCCUGUAGACUUGGUCAAGUCUUAUAUGUAUUGAAUACAACGCUGUUCGUACCUAUGCAGGGUAAUUAAAUACCUUAAGGUCUAGUGCUAUUAACUCAUUUACCCCUAAAGACACAUUUUAACUCGGGUUUCGUUUAUCGCAGUCCAAAUGGCUGAACCAGAUUAAGAAAUAAUGUCAGACUAAGUAAUCUGAUACUGCUUUAAGACAAGCCUUGACAAAGCCUUACAAGGCCCAGGCCUGCAUAAACAUUUGCAGGUCCGCCAGGAUUUAUACAUUUAAAAACAGACAAACUGUUAGUUCCACAUUAACAGACAGGCCCUAGCUCAACCAAUUCAAAUGUUGGAAUAGUUCAUUAUGAAAUUUCAGGGGUGAAUAAGGGCUUAUCAGACAAUAAUAGCAGCUAGAUCUUAAGGUCUGAAUCUGUUUCGUAAAAUGCUCCACUCUCCUCUAACUGGUCAAACUGUUUGGAAUGUUGUAAACAAAAUCAUCACUGGCCAUAUUGUUGGGUGCUAUCAUACUACACAUAAUUUUGAUGUCGGGUAACCUUUAGGUUUUAGGUUACUUGACUUAUAAGAGUGAUGGUCUACUGUGUGUUAUGUUAUUGGUAAAAUUUUGACUACCAUAGAAUUAACUAACAUUCAGGUGCUUACUCUAAAUAACUCUUUAAGUAAUCUGUAUGGAAUAUGAUCUCUCCUUCAGCUGUGGUUGUUACACAGCAAUACAACAGAAGUUGUCUAAAAUCUCUUGCCUGUUUUGUGAUGUGACUUUUUCUGUAUAUCUUAAAUACAUUAAAUGUAUUGGAUCAUGGAAA